Molecule: messenger RNA, 573 nt
Organism: Fusarium vanettenii 77-13-4
Lineage: Eukaryota; Fungi; Ascomycota; Sordariomycetes; Hypocreales; Nectriaceae
Exons: 1
Molecular function (GO): acyltransferase activity, transferring groups other than amino-acyl groups
Source: RefSeq, a predicted model, not a curated record
AAGUACAGGACCUUGCGACUUGAAGCACUCCAGCAAUCACCAACAUCCUUCUCUUCAACUUGGGACAUCGAAUCACGCUUCUCCAAUGAUGCCUGGGUUUCACGGCUUCAGGGCCCGGACAAGGAAACUUUUGCAUGCGUUUAUCAAGAGGGACAGACCUCCUUAUGGGUCGCUCAAGUCAACCUACGUGGGCCACUUUCAGUCGACGAUUAUGCACUCCCAUCUCAAUCUGGCCAAUCACCGUCCUUAGACGGCAUGGAAGGCGAGAAAUGGCAGAUGCUCAGCCUGUACACCUCCAUCAACCACAGAGGGAAAGGCCUCGGUGCUAAGCUCUGUCGAGAAGCUUUCCGCUUCAUCGAACACCGACUUGAAACCGAGACGCAGAGUGCUACAGUACGCAUCAUGGUCAAGCCUGAGAAUGCUGUUACUGUUGACUUGUAUCAACGACUGGGAUUUGCCAAGAUUGGAUUGUGCACUUUGGAGGAGGCCUUGAAGGCGAAUGGAGAUGCGGACUUGAUCCCGGCAGGGAAUUUGGAGGAAAGGUACACUACAAGAUCAGGGAUUAUCAUGGUU